Molecule: messenger RNA, 794 nt
Organism: Lolium rigidum
Lineage: Eukaryota; Viridiplantae; Streptophyta; Magnoliopsida; Poales; Poaceae
Product: flavonoid 3',5'-hydroxylase-like
Exons: 2
Coding region: 79-705 (208 amino acids)
Molecular function (GO): iron ion binding; monooxygenase activity; oxidoreductase activity, acting on paired donors, with incorporation or reduction of molecular oxygen
Source: RefSeq, a predicted model, not a curated record
UUGACAUUUCACUGUAGACAAGCUGAUCUUAAUACUUGAGGAUCAAGUAGUUUAGUCAGUUGGGCCCAAGAAGAGGACAUGUUCACGGCCGGCACAGACACGUCGUCUAUCAUCGUGGAGUGGGCGAUGGCGGAGAUGAUGAAGAACCCGUCCAUCAUGGCGCGCGCGCAGGAGGAGAUGGACCGCGUCGUCGGCCGGGACCGCCGCCUGGAGGAGUCCGACAUUGCCGGCCUCCCCUACCUGCAGGCCGUCUGCAAGGAGGCCAUGCGCCUCCACCCCUCCACGCCGCUCAGCCUGCCGCACUUCUCCUUCGAGGAGUGCGAGGUCGACGGCUACCACGUCCCGUCCAGCACGCGGCUCCUCGUCAACAUCUGGGCCAUCGGCCGCGACCCGGACGCGUGGGAGGAUCCCCUGGAGUUCCGGCCGGAGCGGUUCCUCUCCGGGCCGGCGGCCAAGGUGGACCCGAUGGGGAACUACUUCGAGCUGAUCCCGUUCGGCGCCGGUCGGAGGAUCUGCGCCGGCAAGCUGGCGGGCAUGGUGUUCGUGCAGUACUUCCUGGGCACGCUGGUGCACGCGUUCGAGUGGCGGCUGCCGGACGGCGAGGAGAAGGUAGACAUGGCCGAGACCUUCGGGCUGGCGCUGCCCAAGGCCGUGCCGCUCAGGGCCGUCGUCACGCCGCGUCUCGUGCCGGCCGCCUACGCUUGAGGGCUGCGCGAAUGGACAUUGAUGUCACCGUGUCUUGGCGUUUUGGGGUCGAUCAUCAGCGUGGUGUUCAGUGUGUGUCCAUGCAUAAG